CGUUGUUCAUUCACAAAACAACCGAAGAAUAGGAUAGCCAUGGCUCCCUACAUUUCCAUCCUCUCUUUCCUAGUGAUUCUAGCAUCCAUUCAAGCCAUUUGUGCGGUUGACUAUACCGUCACAAAUACUGCUGGAAAUACUCCUGGUGGGAUUCGUUUCGAUAAGGAAAUUGGAUCUGAAUACAGUAGACAAACAUUGGUUUCUGCUACAAAUUUUAUAUUUGGGAUAUUCCAGCAGAACAAUAUAGCAGACAGAAAGAACGUCCAAAAAGUGAGUUUGUUUAUCGACGACAGGGAUGGAGUCGCAUAUACUAGCAACAACGAGAUCCACGUUAGUGCGAGAUACAUCAAUGGCUAUUCAGGCAAUGUGAAAAAUGAAAUCACUGGAGUACUUUACCACGAAAUGACUCAUGUAUGGCAAUGGAAUGGUAACAGGCAGGCUCCGGGAGGAUUGAUCGAAGGAAUUGCUGAUUUUGUGAGGUUGAAGGCAGGGUACGUGCCAGGCCAUUGGGUGCAGCCUGGACAAGGUGAUAAAUGGGACCAAGGUUACGAUGUUACGGCUAGGUUUUUGGACUAUUGCAACAGCCUUAAAAAUGGGUUUGUGGCUGAAUUGAAUAAGAAAAUGAGGACCGGUUAUAGUGCUAAUUAUUUUGUCGAUCUACUUGGCAAAUCUGUUGAUAUGCUUUGGAGUGACUACAAAGCCAAGUAUGGAAAUUAAAAGAAGGCAAUGUUUCAAGAUCAGUUUCUUAACAUGAAUAAAAUGUUGUGUACUGCCUCAUCAACAUAUAUAUAGUACGAUAUAAGAUAAAAAAAACUGUUUUAGCAGCUUAUUGCUUAA
This is a messenger RNA of Carya illinoinensis, 837 nucleotides long. RefSeq lists its product as uncharacterized. Bases 40 to 717 code for a protein of 225 amino acids. The transcript has a single exon. The record is from RefSeq and is a predicted model, not a curated record. Lineage: Eukaryota; Viridiplantae; Streptophyta; Magnoliopsida; Fagales; Juglandaceae.